AUGAGCUACUACUCGUCCCAGUACGGCCAACCUCAACCCUCCUCCAGCUCAUCACUCGACCCGAACCUCGCAUUUUACUCGGGCGGGCAGCCAUCCUUCUACUCGAACCGACCGUCGCUCGACCCGGACACACGACCAGACGUCUCAGGCGCGAUUGGCGGAGGGGUUGGAGGAGCGGGCGGUGCGGCGGGUGGUGCUGCGUUCGGCGGGCAGAUUGUCGUGCAGAACUGGUGGAAUGCGUUCACGCCUUGGACGGGGAUGGAGGGAGAGCCGCCGCUGCUUGAAGAACUCGGGAUCAAUUUCGACCACAUCCUCCAGAAAUCCCUGACUGUGCUCAACCCUUUGCGAUCAGUCGACCCUCACAUCAUGGACGACGCCGACCUCGCAGGACCGCUCGUCUUCUGCUUCGUCUUUGCCUCCUUCCUCCUCCUUUCCGGCAAGCCGCAGUUCUCGUACAUCUACGGCGUCGCCCUGAUCGGGUCCGUCUCGAUGUACGCCCUUCUCAAUCUCAUGUCGGAGAGCGGCAUCGACGCAUACCGCACCGCAUCGGUCCUCGGCUACUGCAUCCUCCCGCUCGUCCUUCUCAGCAUGCUUUCGGUCGUCCUGAGCCUUGACGGCAUGCUCGGCUACAUCAUCUCCUCUCUGAUCGUCAUCUGGUGCUCCUACUCGGCAUCCUCCAUCUUCGCAUCUGUCCUGCAUCUCUCGCAUCAGCGGUUCCUCGUGGCAUACCCGGUCGGCCUCCUGUACACCGCGUUCAGUCUGUUUGUGUUCGAGGUCAAGAAGCAGUAA
Rhodotorula toruloides NP11 is the source of this 789-nucleotide messenger RNA. Its product is annotated as Yip1 domain family, member 5. Gene Ontology annotation, cellular component: membrane; trans-Golgi network. The coding region runs from base 1 to 789 and encodes 262 amino acids. The transcript is spliced from 5 exons. Gene Ontology annotation, biological process: endoplasmic reticulum to Golgi vesicle-mediated transport; vesicle fusion with Golgi apparatus. The record is from RefSeq and is a predicted model, not a curated record. Lineage: Eukaryota; Fungi; Basidiomycota; Microbotryomycetes; Sporidiobolales; Sporidiobolaceae.